AUGGAAUCUGAACGCAUUCAUGAUCAUGAUACCCAGGACGCCGAUGCCACCGAUACUCUUACCCAACUCCAUAGCAGUUUCGUUCCUGAACUUUCAUCAAACAUAACAAACUCCGAGGUUUCCACCAAAUCCAGAUUUCUGAACGAACAGGGGGUUGAUAACGAGACGCGGGAUCUCUAUACGAAUCUGUAUGGCCGGUCUGGAGAUGAUGGCGCACUUUUUGCAAACGUCAACAAUGUCCUGCCUUCCGGCAUUCAACCAGGUGACUUAUCCACAGGUCAUGUUGCAAACCAUAGUAACAGUUCAGAUGGUCCAACGAUGAUUCUUAUUCCUAGGGAAAGUGACAACUUAACCAUAUCUUUGCACGCACUUCAAGACACGUCAAGUAGUAGACAAAAAGCCAGAAUCUCUCUCAAUGCAAGGCCAGCUGUUAACCCUAUAAUUAUGGAUGGGGUCAACAGUAUCAUCCCAAAAGAUAGAUGGUCUGAUUGGUCUUCAUGA
Molecule: messenger RNA, 501 nt
Organism: Trichophyton rubrum CBS 118892
Lineage: Eukaryota; Fungi; Ascomycota; Eurotiomycetes; Onygenales; Arthrodermataceae
Exons: 4
Coding region: 1-501 (166 amino acids)
Source: RefSeq, a predicted model, not a curated record